This is a messenger RNA of Phodopus roborovskii (desert hamster), 1698 nucleotides long. It is a transcript of the gene Mtx1, whose product is annotated as metaxin 1. The record is from RefSeq and is a predicted model, not a curated record. Gene Ontology annotation, biological process: mitochondrion organization. NCBI's taxonomy places the organism in Eukaryota, Metazoa, Chordata, Mammalia, Rodentia, Cricetidae. Gene Ontology annotation, cellular component: SAM complex. The transcript has 7 exons. Bases 52 to 1569 code for a protein of 505 amino acids.
UGGCGACAGGCAGCGCGAGGUCCGCUCCAAACAUAACGCGCUGUGGAAAACAUGCGGCUCGGGGGACCCCCCCGCAAACCCCGCUCGGGGCAGAGACCUGAGGGGGCCCGGGGCUGUCGGGGCCACGUGCAGUUUGGCAGGAGCCCCCAGAGCCCGACGAGGCGCACCCGAUGCCCCUCUCCCAAGCCCUCCGCGCCUUCGGCGGUGCGCUGCUGCUCUCGGCACAGGCGCCGCGACUCUCCCCGGCGCGUCUGGAUGGCGGCCCUGCCCCCCUGUCGGGCCCGCCUCAGGAUGAGCCCGCGGCCACGCGCCUCGGAAGUCCGAGGCCCCACCUACAGGCCUGCGGCCUCGCAGGCCGCGAAAACCCGCGCCUCCCCAGGGGCCUCCCCGGACCCCCAACCCCCAGUGGCCAGACAGGCAGAGGCCGGGGGCGGUGCCUGGCCAGGGAAGGCGGGCACUCAUGAGGAGGUGCUUCCGGGUCAGAGAGUGUGCAACAUGGCGGCGCCCAUGGAGCUAUUCUGCUGGGCAGGGGGCUGGGGGCUGCCGUCUGUGGACCUGGACAGUCUGGCCGUGCUGACUUAUACCAGAUUUACAGGUGCUCCACUGAAGGUACACAAGAUCAGCAAUCCUUGGCAGAGCCCUUCAGGUAUACAGUGUCCCUGUAAGAAAGGGACUGGAAGGGGAGGAGCAGGAGACCAGAGUGUGAUGCAAACAAGCAUGUGUGGGCAAGCUAGGAUCUUGUUGAUUAAUUCUUUCUCGAUAUCAGGAACUCUGCCUGCCCUUCGAACCAGUAAUGGAGAGGUGAUCUCAGUACCACACAAGAUCAUCACCCAUCUUCGUAAAGAGAAGUAUAAUGCCGAUUAUGAUCUGUCAGCCCGGCAAGGAGCGGAUACCCUAGCCUUCAUGUCUCUGCUAGAAGAGAAACUACUCCCCGUGCUAAUACAUACUUUUUGGAUAGAUGCCAAGAACUAUGUGGAAGUGACCCGCAAGUGGUAUGCGGAGGCUAUGCCCUUUCCCCUCAACUUCUUCCUGCCUGGCCGCAUGCAACGCCAGCACAUGGAGCGGCUGCAGCUGCUGUGUGGCGAGCACAAACCAGAGAAUGAGGAAGAACUCGAGAAAGAGCUGUAUCAAGAGGCUCGGGAGUGUCUGACCCUUCUCUCUCAGCGUCUGGGUUCUCGGAAGUUCUUCUUUGGCGAUGCUCCUGCCUCCCUGGAUGCCUUUGUUUUUAGCCAUUUGGUCCUGCUGCUGCAGGCAAAGCUGCCCAGUGGGAAGCUUCAGGCCCACCUUCGUGGGCUGAACAACCUCUGUGUCUACUGUACCCAUAUCCUUAGCCUCUACUUUCCCCGGGAUGGAGCUGAGGUACCACCUCCACAGCAGACACCAGCAGGCCCUGAGACUGAGGAGGAGCCAUACCGGCGCCGGAACCAGAUUCUGUCUGUGCUGGCAGGGCUAGCAGCCAUGGUGGGCUAUGCCUUGCUCAGUGGCAUUGUUUCUAUCCACCGGGCAACCCCCGCUCGGACCCCAAACACCCAGGCCUUGGGCAUGGCUGAGGAGGAUGAAGAGGAAUGAUGUAUUCAUGCUCUUAAGACUGGUUUUUCUACUGUCAUGCAUUCCAGAUGUCCCUUUGACUCCCCAUUGUUGGAGCACCCAAAAAUGGGGUGCUAUCCCUAGAAUAAAGCUAUUUACACUGAGAUCAAA